This is a messenger RNA of Hevea brasiliensis (rubber tree), 1330 nucleotides long. RefSeq lists its product as uncharacterized. The record is from RefSeq and is a predicted model, not a curated record. The coding region runs from base 74 to 1039 and encodes 321 amino acids. Lineage: Eukaryota; Viridiplantae; Streptophyta; Magnoliopsida; Malpighiales; Euphorbiaceae. Gene Ontology annotation, cellular component: chloroplast envelope. The transcript is spliced from 3 exons.
ACAGACGAGCUGAAACACCGAUCAUAUCUUCUCUCUAUCCAAAACCCUGACACACAACGAAAUCAAAACGACAAUGUCACUCACCUUUCAACACCUCUUCGCAAUCGCAAACUCACCUUCUCGCCUCCCUUUCUACGUUAUUACCCCCAUUAAACCCUCUCUUAAAAAACCUAAUUUCUCCCCUCCAAUCCUCUCCCGCCACUUAUCCAAUUCCUUACAUCUACAAAAUUUCCCCUACAAACCCCAAGUCAUUUUCAGUUUCUCCGCAAAAUCCUAUAGUUUUCCUCUCAAAGCUUAUCAAUCCGAUGACACUGUAAGCGCACAAGUCUCCGAUGGUUUCAAUCUCGAUGCUUUUCUCUCAAUUGCUGAGUUUUUAUGUAUUGUCUCGUCGGCUAUUAUUACAAUCAGUUAUGCAGUGAAUUCUACGGUUUUAAGCUCUAAAAAGACGGUGUUGGGGGUCAUAGGGAGUAACAAGGCGUUUGCUUGGGGAUUGGUGGUGAUGGUGAGUGGUAUGGUGAUUGGUGCGUGGAUUAGGAGGCGGCAAUGGCUGCGCUUCUGUAGAGUAACGGUAAGGGAGGGUCGAGAGAGUGUGAAUUUGGUGGAGAGGAUUGAGAAAUUGGAGGAGGAUUUGAGGAGUUCUGCCACGAUAAUUCGGGUCUUGUCGAGGCAGCUUGAGAAGCUAGGGAUUAGGUUUCGGGUUACAAGGAAAGCUUUGAAAGAGCCCGUUGCUGAGACUGCAGCUUUGGCAAAAAAGAAUUCUGAGGCUACUCGAGCACUAGCAGUGCAGGAAGAUAUCCUGGAAAAGGAGCUUGGAGAAAUUCAGAAGGUUUUGUUGGCAAUGCAGGAGCAGCAACAAAAACAACUGGAGCUGAUUCUUGCAAUUGGAAAGAGUGGGAAGUUAUGGGAGAGUAAGCAGGAACCUUGCCAAGAGCAAGCCAAGGUUGAAACAUCUGAUUUCACUAAGAAAGCAAAACAGUUGGAAACGCAGGAAACUCGGGCUUCAGGUGCAAGCAAAGGAACUAACAAUGACAAACCGUAAAAAUGUUGAAGCAGUAAAUUUUCGUCGGAUUCUGCUGCCUCGUUCACCUCACAAGGACAAUUUGCUUGACCUUUCUCUCCACAUGACAGGUGGGCUCUUCUGGGAUCACUACAGCUCUAUCUCUGGUUGUUGAAAAAUUAUACGGGAAAAGUUAUCCAGUUCUUGAUCUAAUUUUUACACCGGUGUGAAAACAACGCAGGACAAAUAAGUUGUUAGUUUGCAUUGUACCAUUUGACACAAAAUUCUCCUUGUGCUCAUAAUUGUAUUUGUAACUUUUGAGGUUGUGUUUCA